Messenger RNA from Punctularia strigosozonata HHB-11173 SS5, 1554 nucleotides. RefSeq lists its product as uncharacterized. Bases 1 to 1554 code for a protein of 517 amino acids. The transcript is spliced from 3 exons. Lineage: Eukaryota; Fungi; Basidiomycota; Agaricomycetes; Corticiales; Punctulariaceae. The record is from RefSeq and is a predicted model, not a curated record.
AUGUGCAGCCCGCCCAACCCGAACACGGACGUGAGCGGCAUCGGUGUCCGGAUCUCAUUCUACUUGCAGUCAGUCCUUUUAUCCCUCCUCGCCGCCCGUUCCGCGUCGGCAGACGAAAUCACGGAUGCACUGUCCACGCUCAUCAUCACGAACCUCGCCUUGUGCGUCACGACCAUGGUGCAGUCGCUUGAAGAUCAGCUAGCCUUAUACGACGGUCUCAUGGUCUGCUACCUCCUUACCGGCUCCUGGUUCGCCAUCUUCUUUGCCUUGCCACAAUAUAAUCGGUACAAGAAGUCGGACAAGUGGGUAAAGCUGCUCGCCGUCGGGCAAUCUUACGUCGUCUUCGUCACCGUGCUCUCCAUCUUCGGCACCUCGCCCGUCUUCGGUAACGACCACGAGUGCAACGACCGUCGCUCCGUCGUCAUCUUUGCCCCGUUCGAUGCGGUCACCAAGGGGCGCAUCGCGGGCCUUGCGCUCUACGGUGCGCUCGCCCUGUUUUACACCAUCCUCGUUUGGAACGACUACAACCACACGGCCACGCUCAAGCGCGCGUUGCGGAGCGCGAGGAACGGGGAGAUGAAAGCCAGGAUACUCAGGAAGAUUCCCACUUCCCGAGCGAGGAAUCUCGACCCACCUAUGCCGGAGGUUCCGAUGGUGAACGUACAAUCGGCAUCCACCUCCAAUUUGGGGAAUGCCAUCUACGGCUACCCUUCCCUAGGCAACGGCGGUCCCCACCCCGGUCGAUCACGCGCCUCCUCCAAGACGAGCUAUGGCUCCGGGACAGCACCCCGGCAACGUCACCCGCUCGCGCCGGACCCCCCGCAGGUCCCCACACCGACGUCGAAGAAAGACCGGAAGCCGAAGCGGAACGACAACAGCAACCCGGAGUACAGGCCGAACGUGGACGGGCGCGUGAUCCUGAACCUGACGCUCAUCGUCACCGCGUCCGCGAUCGCGAUCGUCAACACCGAGCUCUUCCGGCACUUCAACCACCCGGACGACGCCGACCGCGACUGGGGCUUUGGCCAGAUCCUGCCCAUGUUCCUCGUCGUCCUUCCCGCGCAGCGGACGCUCAGGGUGUUCUGGGAGCAGAGACUUGGCCCGAAGCGUAACCAGGAGAAGGCGGGCACGAAGCGCGUCCGCGUCAAGCGCCACCUCGCACCCUCCGUGCCCGGCAGCGCGUCGUCUCCCGGCGCGUUCGACUUCAUGUCGAUGCCUUCCAUCGGCGGGCCCACCGGCGGCGGUGUGAGCGCGGGCUUGAGCGACUUCGGGAUGUUAUCCGGCAUGUUCGGUGGAGGUGGAGGGCCGCACGGGAUACCUCGACCGGAUCCGCACGGCGGCGCGCGGAUCGAGGAGGUGGAGGACGACGAGGACGAGGAAGGCGGAGACUAUCGCGAAUAUCACGAACCCGCGCCGCCUGUGACGAUGCCCGUGCCCGUGCCUCAGACGUACGCGGGUCACUCGUCCGAGGCCGUGUCCACCGCGGGGUCGUCCGUCGCGCCCGGCACGGCGGCGUGGGCGGAAGCUCGGGCUGGCAACGAGACUAAGGUCUGA